GCAUGCGCACUGGAAUCGCCACGCUGUUCAAACGCUGUUUUCAGUUGUUGGCGGGAAUAACAACGACAUUUCUGACUUUCUGACUGAAGAACUUCGUUGAACUUAAUUUAAGAAAAUGUCGAAGAAGAAAGGCCUAAGUCUGGAGGAGAAACGAAGCCGUAUGAUGGAGAUAUUCUUUGAAACGAAAGACGUGUUUCAGUUAAAGGACCUUGAAAAAAUCGCCCCAAAAACCAAAGGAAUCACCCCCAUGUCAGUGAAAGAAGUGCUGCAGAGCCUGGUGGACGACAACAUGGUGGACUCGGAGAGAGUCGGAACCUCGAAUUAUUUCUGGGCUUUUCCCAGUAAAGCUCUUCACGCCCGCAAACGCAAACUGGACGAUCUGGAGAAACUGCACGAGGACGGAACGCAGCGGCGAGUGGCUCUUCAGCAGGCCGUAAAGAAAGCCAAAGAGGGACGUCAAGAUACUGAGGAGAGAGCGACUCUUCAUAAGGAGCUCACGUCUCUGAGAGAGCAGAGAGAAACCCUGCGUGCUGAGCUGGAGAAAUAUAAAGAGUGCGAUCCAGAAGUGGUAGAGGAAAUGCGCAAAGAGAACGUUACAGCGAAGGAAGCCGUGUCCAGAUGGACUGAUAACGUGUUUGCUAUCAAAGCAUGGGCCAAGAGAAAGUUCAGCUUGGAUGAUAAUCGAUUGAAUAAAGCCUUCGAGAUUCCAGAAGACUUCGACUACGUGGAUUGACCAAGUCUGCACAAACACACACAAACACACAAAAA
Ictalurus punctatus (channel catfish) is the source of this 768-nucleotide messenger RNA. It is a transcript of the gene mnd1, whose product is annotated as meiotic nuclear divisions 1 homolog (S. cerevisiae). Gene Ontology annotation, molecular function: double-stranded DNA binding. Gene Ontology annotation, cellular component: nucleus. Lineage: Eukaryota; Metazoa; Chordata; Actinopteri; Siluriformes; Ictaluridae. The record is from RefSeq and is marked provisional. Gene Ontology annotation, biological process: reciprocal meiotic recombination.